Ooceraea biroi (clonal raider ant) is the source of this 1570-nucleotide messenger RNA. RefSeq names its product F-box protein pallbearer (gene pall). The record is from RefSeq and is a predicted model, not a curated record. Gene Ontology annotation, biological process: protein polyubiquitination. Gene Ontology annotation, molecular function: protein binding. NCBI's taxonomy places the organism in Eukaryota, Metazoa, Arthropoda, Insecta, Hymenoptera, Formicidae.
UACCAGAGGUCGUGCGGGGUCGUACGUUAUAUUUGUUUAUAGGUCAUCGGAGUGAGAGAAAACACUGCGGUUGGUGCGAGCUUCGGUGCAAAUUUUCCGUCGUCGAGAGGACAACCUCGGCUUGGCACGUCGUACAUGGAAUGGCACGCGACGCGGAGCAGCAUGCCCGAUAACCACGAGCGGCUGAGACGCUCGUCCGAUCUUGUCACGCGGAAAUCGGACGACAACAUGAGGCUGCAGCUGAUUGACCUGCCCGAUGUCUGCCUGGAGACGAUCCUGUCCAAUCUCUCCUACGACGAGAUCUCCAAAUACAGAAUCGUCUGCAGACAGUUCGACCGAAUCUGCAAGAAGCUACUGAACCGCGGUUUUAAUCUCAUGGAGAAGUAUCACGGGCAAUGUCUGCGCGCCGUGAAGAGCAAGCUGCCACGAAGGGAGUCCGAGCGAAGGAGCCAUCCCCUGGCGCGUCACUGCGAUAUCUUGACGGCGAUAGAAACGAGGAUCUCCAUGCUGUCGAUGACUUUUAUCAAAUACGUGGACCUGAACGUUUGCUGUUUUAUUCCCGGAAAGGUGAUUGAUGAAAUUUUUCGCGUUCUUCGAUUUAUACGAGAGACAAAGACACCGCCCAGGGCGCAUGAAAUACUACAGGAGCUGCGGGACAUAAGUAGCAUGGCGAUGGAGCACUUUGACGAGAAAAUUUUGCCAGACCUGAAGCACAACAUCUGCACGUCUAUGGUCGGUACCGUGAACUCGUACGACUUACCUGGUGGCGUGAUGAUUUCUCACAGUAGGAACAUAAGCAAUUCCGCACUGCCGCACUGCAAUAAUCACAGCUUGACGUGCUCGGAGAAGCUGAACGAGACUUUCAAGAAGAUUAACGAUCGCACGAGGAAGAACCAGAUAUUCUUCCUGUCCGUGAGAAACCAGAUGGGUAGGAUGAAGCUCCGGGUGCAGAAGCAGGACUACCUGAUACGCAUGCAGAACCUGAAGUUGCAGAAGCAGGCGAGGAGGAUGCACGAUCAGGACGCGCAGUUGGCCGAGAUGCGCAAGCACCUCGAGGAGUGGGAGCAAAAGAUGGUCGACCUGACCACUGAGCUGAGCCGAGCGCGCGAGGAGACUCAGGGGAAACCAGACUCCCUGGAGAACCGUAAGCGGAAAGCACACAUUGAUAUUAUCAACACUAACAGCGAGACUCCGAUUCAACCGACUAACGAUUUGCAAACGAAGAAGCGCAAGCUCAUAAUAGAGAGAAAAUCGUCGACCGACGCGCAGGACGUAAAGUUCAAAAAAUUCAUGUCGGAAUUGCUGGCGAAAAGCGCGUUGGACAGUUACUUCGUGAAUCCAUCGUGCUCGCGUUAAGUUUCGCUUUUUUUACAUUCAAGACACUUCUAAUACGAAAGAAUUUUUGCAGAAUUAUAUUGUAAUAAUCUUUGUAUGACACAUUUUGCAAGAGUUAUAACGAAGUAGAUAUUAUUAUAUAGCGAUGUCAACUUGAUACAUCUAAAUAUUUUUAAUUUAUAUAAACGCCCGUCUCUUUUGAAAGCAGUGACUUAUUAAAAGCUUCAAGCAGCAA